CCGGGCGUUUGGAUGUUUUUGUCGUUUGCUUUCUUCUGCCCCCGUUUAACUCAGCAAACUGGAUCAUGGCAGAGACACCGGAGCUCCGGAUUUUCCCCACCACCGGGCUCGGGGUGAAGGAGCACUCACAGAUUGUUGCUCACCACAAUAGACUGCGCAGCCGGGUCAAACCCAUGGCAGCUAACAUGCAAAAAAUGGACUGGAAUGAGAAGUUGGCUACACUUGCAAAGGAGAGAGCCACAUUGUGUCACAAAGAGCCUUUCCUUCAACACUCCUUGUCUUUCAGCCAUAUUGGCUGGAACACACAUCUUUCUGUUGUUGGUGCUGCUUCAUUUUCUGACAUCAUUGACUUCUGGUUCGACGAAGGAAAAGAUUUUCUCUACUCCAGCGGCCGAUGUAAGGAAAAUGCCACCUGUCAACACUAUACCCAGCUGGUCUGGGCUACUUCAAGCCAGGUGGGCUGUGCCAACCAACAGUGCUGGAGAAAUGGAGAACUCUGGGAGAUAUUUGUCUGUGCAUACUAUCCUGGGGGUAACUGGGAGGUAAAUGGUCAACUGGUGAUGCCGUAUAAAUCAGGGCUGUACUGCUCUCUCUGCACCUCCUCAAUGUCUGGCUGUUUGAGACUGUGGGACCAUGUAGGCGGACUAUGUGAGAUUCCAAAGAACCCAUGUCGAAUGAACUGUGGCGAACAUGGCCAUCUUAAUAUCUCCUCUUGCAAAUGCAAGUGUGACCUCGGGUUCACUGGACGCUUCUGCCAGGUUCGGUGCAAUGUGCAAUGUGUGCACGGGCAUUUCAAAGAAGAGGAAUGCUCUUGCUUGUGUGCUGUUGGCUAUGGUGGUGCUGAGUGUGCAGAGAAAGUGGAAUUCCCAUUUCAAAGCUGUGAUCUCAUCAUAGAUGGAAAUUGCUUUAUGGUGUCUUCUGAUGUUGAGACCUACUAUGGGGCUAAAAGUCACUGUCAGGAACAAGGAGGCAUUUUGGCUCAAAUCCACAAUCAGAAGGUUCAGGACAUUCUGGCUUUUUAUCUUAGUCAGCUGGAGAUGAGCAACGAGCUCACCAGGAAUGACUUUGAAACUGAAAACUUCUGGAUAGGCCUGACAUAUAAACCUCCAAAAGACUCAUUUCGCUGGGACACAGGAGAGAUUCCCAAAUACUUCAGCUUUGCCUUUGGGCAGCCUGACAACCAAGGUUUUGGAAACUGUGUCGAGUUGCAGGCAUCGAGUGGUUUCAACUGGAAUGACCAGCGCUGUAAAACACUGAACAGAUACAUUUGCCAGCACGAUGCAGAGCAUAUUGCUCAGUGGGAGGACAGCAGGUGACCUGGAUUUUUCAAAGGGGUGAAAUACUGCAGGUGUGAUUAUUUUAAGACACAUGUAUGCUGGGACAAUAGCCACCAGUGUUGGUGAAUGUUUUGCUUUUGCUGU
Molecule: messenger RNA, 1421 nt
Organism: Pelmatolapia mariae (spotted tilapia)
Lineage: Eukaryota; Metazoa; Chordata; Actinopteri; Cichliformes; Cichlidae
Product: C-type lectin domain family 18 member A-like
Exons: 12
Coding region: 66-1316 (416 amino acids)
Source: RefSeq, a predicted model, not a curated record